Penicillium brevicompactum is the source of this 870-nucleotide messenger RNA. RefSeq lists its product as uncharacterized. Gene Ontology annotation, cellular component: pyruvate dehydrogenase complex. Gene Ontology annotation, biological process: pyruvate decarboxylation to acetyl-CoA. Gene Ontology annotation, molecular function: dihydrolipoyllysine-residue acetyltransferase activity. Bases 1 to 870 code for a protein of 289 amino acids. The transcript has 2 exons. The record is from RefSeq and is a predicted model, not a curated record. NCBI's taxonomy places the organism in Eukaryota, Fungi, Ascomycota, Eurotiomycetes, Eurotiales, Aspergillaceae.
AUGGCAGCCAAGAUUUCCGUCGGCCAGGUCCCGGCCAUGUUUGCCCGACGACAGCAGCAGGCAUUCGGUGUCGGCAGACGCCUGCAGUCUACCUCCUCCCAGACCCAGAACCCCGCCUAUCCUCUCUACCCCUCGGUCGCCCAACUCCUCCGUGAGAAGGGCAUUCCCAAGUCCGAUGUCUCCAAGAUCCCAGCCUCUGGACCCAAGGGUCGUCUCUUGAAGGGUGACGUGCUCGCAUACAUUGGACAGAUUGCCUCCGACUACCCGGCAACUCAGGCCGCCACCCUGGCCAAGCUCGCCCAUCUCGAUCUGAGCAACAUCAAGCUCGCCCCGGCCCCUGCCCCGGCCGCGCCGGCCGCGGUCGAAGAGAAGCCCGUCGCAGCCCCUCCCGUCAUGACCUCUGUCGCCAUCUCCAUCUCCCUGUCCGCCGUUCUUUCCGCCCAGAAGAAGCUUCAGGACAACCUUGGCGUGACAGUCCCGCUGUCCCGCUUCUUGGCCAUCGCCACGGACAUCGCCAACGACGACCUCCCCCGUCUGGCCAGCUUCAAGCCCUCUGCUGAUGAGCUCUUCGAUGAGGUUCUCGGUGCUGAGCCCGUGAACUCAUCUCGCGGUGACUAUUUGCCCGAGCUCAACGCUUUCGAGGCCCCUCAGACCGUGCGCUCCAAGCCUGUCACUGAGGAUCUCAUCGAUUUCCUCAGCGCCAAGCCUUCCAAGAAGGCUGCUCCCGCUGCUUACGUUGAGACCGCAUCUGGUGCGGCUUCCAAUGUCUUUAGCUUGACCGUCCCUGUUGAUGAGCAAGUCCGUGCCAAGGAGUUCCUUGAGCGCAUCAAGACUCUGCUCUCUGUUGAGCCGGCUCGUUUGGUCCUUUAG